Molecule: messenger RNA, 920 nt
Organism: Austrofundulus limnaeus
Lineage: Eukaryota; Metazoa; Chordata; Actinopteri; Cyprinodontiformes; Rivulidae
Gene: atp5if1b
Product: ATP synthase inhibitory factor subunit 1b
Exons: 3
Coding region: 81-404 (107 amino acids)
Biological process (GO): negative regulation of ATP-dependent activity
Cellular component (GO): mitochondrion
Molecular function (GO): ATPase inhibitor activity
Source: RefSeq, a predicted model, not a curated record
UCCUGUGGUGUAUUURAGUGGACAAGGACAAGGCAAGCUACCUUCCGUGUCAGCGUUGUUUUCAUAUGUGAAAAUAGAAAAUGGCGAGGUUUUUGAGMCCUAACGUCAGGAGUUUUGUCAUUACUCAGCUUAGAAUGUCGUCUGACCAGUUGGGCGAGCUGGGUAAAGGUGCAGGUAAAGGUGGUGGGGGCGGAGGUUCCAUCAGAGAGGCAGGUGGAGCCCUGGGGAAGAGGGAAGCUGCUCUGGAGGAGAUGUAUUUCAAGCGUAAGGAGCAGGAGCAGCUGGCWGCCCUGAAGCAGCACCACCUGGAGGAAAUUGAUCACCACAAAAAGGAGAUUGAACGCCUCCAGCGUGAGAUUGAUCGUCACAAGGGAAAGAUCAGAAAUCUGAAAUARGACGACUGAGCAAAAACACUUCAAACAAAAUUAAUUUUUUGCUUGACUGUCCUGGAAGCAUUAAGUUGUAAAUGCUGUUGCUGUGUUCAUUARUACCAAGCUGUCCACGGAUGUGUUUGGGGCUAUGUUGUUCUAUAAAGGCUUGGAAGUUAUUAAAAUUGUUGAGUAAAAAAAAUUGAUGUUUUUUUCGCAUGCUGUCACAGAAAUUGUAUAAAAACAUUGCCACACAUUGCAAACAAAACAAUCCAGUGAAAACAUUUAAAUAUUGUUAAAUUAAAUGGCAUCAUUGGCUUUUUGACAUAUUAGUAAAACAUGCAAAUGUACAUGGCAAUUUAUGGWACAUGCUAUUUUGAAGUGCUGAAUUCUGCAUUUUAUAAUUUAGUCAUAUUUUUCAUCAACUUAUAAUUUGUACUUUUUUAWUUUCAGUCCACUCUUUUAAUAACAACCAGCAUAUUAAGACCUUGUUUCCUUAAAACACAAAGAUGUUUUGUAAAUUAUAAAUAAAAGUAAUCCAAAAAUGCUUGA